Lasiodiplodia theobromae is the source of this 930-nucleotide messenger RNA. Its product is annotated as Enoyl- hydratase isomerase. The record is from RefSeq and is a predicted model, not a curated record. The transcript has 3 exons. Lineage: Eukaryota; Fungi; Ascomycota; Dothideomycetes; Botryosphaeriales; Botryosphaeriaceae. Bases 1 to 930 code for a protein of 309 amino acids.
AUGUCUUCCUCCCUCCCGCAUUCAUACGCCGAUCUCCCCUUGCGGGACAUCAAGCUCUCGCACCACCCUCCCUCGUCGCCGACGCCUACCCCGGUCGUGGUCGUGACGCUGCACCGACCGGGAAAGCAUAAUGCUUUCACCAAGACGAUGAUGGAGGAGCUGGAGCGCGUCUUCGACCUCCUUGAUGCCGAUGACCGCGUGCGCUGCAUUGUUGUCACAGGCCAUGGGUCCGUCUUCUGCGCAGGCGCCGACCUCGAAGUCGGCUUCGUCGGCGGACAAGAGAGGGUUAAUGAUCAUCGCGAUGGCGGCGGCCGCGUCGUCCUCGCCAUCCACCGCUGCCGCAAGCCCGUCAUCGGCGCGCUCCAAGGGGCCGCCGUGGGCGUCGGCAUCACCAUGACGCUGCCCAUGGCCAUCCGCGUGGCCCACCGCGACGCCAAGAUCGGCUUCGUCUUCGCGCGGCGAGGCAUCGUCAUGGAGGCCUGCUCGUCCUUCUUCCUGCCCCGCCUGAUCGGCCACUCGCGUGCCCUGCACCUGACCACCACCGGCGCCGUCUACCGCGCCGCCGACAAGCUGCUCGACCCGCUCUUCACCGAGCUGUGCGACCGUCCCGCCGACGUGCUUCCGCGUGCCUUGGCCAUCGCCGACGAGGUCGUCGCCAACACGAGCUUGGUGAGCACGAAUCUGAUGAAGGAGCUGAUGUGGAGGGAUGCCGGGAGCGCCGAGGGCCAGCACCUGCUUGAUUCGAGGAUCCUGUACGAACUGUUUAGUGGCAAGGAUAACAAGGAGGGAGUUCAGUCAUUUUUGGAGAAGAGGCCUCCGAAAUUCAGCGGUACCAUGGAUAACGACGCCCCCGCCGCAUAUCCGUGGUGGAACCCAAUCGAUACAGCGGGCAAACCCAAGGCGGAGCUGGGCGCCAAAUCAAAGCUGUAG